Messenger RNA from Thrips palmi, 1382 nucleotides. RefSeq lists its product as uncharacterized. Gene Ontology annotation, molecular function: nucleic acid binding. The record is from RefSeq and is a predicted model, not a curated record. The coding region runs from base 203 to 1282 and encodes 359 amino acids. The transcript is spliced from 4 exons. NCBI's taxonomy places the organism in Eukaryota, Metazoa, Arthropoda, Insecta, Thysanoptera, Thripidae.
CUCUGAGCCGGUCGCGUCAGGCAUCCACGGGUCUGUUUGCAGACGAUGCGCUUCGAAAACAAUCCGCCGCCAGCGCCGCCAGUGCCGCCAGCGCCACCCGUCUGCGUUCAGAGUGUGCCAGCCUAGCCACCGGUGUCAGUGUAGCGCAGUGCGGUAGUCGGUGCUGGACCAAGCCUGUGUUGUGUGCGGUUUGACAAGUGGCAUGUUGCGGUUCACGAACAACGAGAGAAUGGAUAUUCUCACUGUUUACCGGGAAUCAGGAAACCGUAUUGCUCCUGCACAAAGGCUGUAUCGACAACGGUACCCGGGAAGAAUUGUGCCAUCGGCAGGUGUGUUCCGUCGUGUCGAAGUGAACCUCCAAGUUCAUGGGCAGUUCGUGGCCCCGAGGGCAGUCCAUCGGCCCGUAGGGGGCGACCCAGCACUCCACGCUAUCGUCAGGCAGCAUAUUGAUCAGAACCCUCAUGCAGGUCAGAGGGGUAUUGGCCGAGCUGUGGGUAUCAGUCAUCGAACAGCUGGGCGCAUUUUGAAGACCCUUCAUCUGCAUCCCUUCAAAGUGCACCUCAACCAAGAGCUCCAUGGAAAUGACUUUGCCAACAGAAUAGAGUUCUGCCACUGGAUGCAGGGUCGCCUAGCUGUGAGACCUGAUUUUCAAGAAGAAAUCCUCUGGACUGACGAAUCCUGUUUCACCAGUGAGGGUGAGGUGAACAGGCACAACUGCCACUUUUAUGCUGUUGAGAAUCCUCAUUGGGUGAGGCCGGACCACGUUCAAGGAGGGUGGAGUAUCAACUGCUGGGCCGGCAUCCUGGGUAGGCGGCUGAUAGGCCCCUAUUUUUUUGACGGGCCACCCCUGAAUGGGCCCCGUUAUUUGCAGUUUCUGCAACAAAGUCUCGUUGGUCUUCUUCACGAGGCUGAGGUGCCCCUCAACGCAGUGGCUAACCACUGGCUUAUGCAGGACGGGGCUCCUCCCCACUGGGCUCGUGCAGUUCGAGCGCACCUCAACGAAGUCUACCCUGAUCGCUGGAUUGGACGUGGUGGGCCAGUGGCGUGGCCAGCUAGGUCCCCUGACCUAACCCCUCUUGACUUCUUCUUGUGGGGUUACGUCAAGGCACGCGUCUACGACACAAGACCAGAGAAUCGGGACGAGCUGAAGGCCCGCAUCGAAGCAGUCUUCGCCACUGUCGACGAAGACAUGCUAGGUAGGGUGCACCAAUGCGGCAUGCGUCGGUACGCCCAGUGCAUCGAAAGAGGUGGACAAACUUUUGAACACAUCUUCUAUGAAUGAGAAUUCAAUUUCUUGCUUCAUUUUCGGGAAAAUGAUAUUGCUAUGAAAUGUUUUUGAUUCUAGUUUGAUUUACUGGAAAAUUCUGUUUUGUUAUUAAAUU